Striga asiatica is the source of this 1141-nucleotide messenger RNA. The record is from the annotation of a GenBank genome assembly. NCBI's taxonomy places the organism in Eukaryota, Viridiplantae, Streptophyta, Magnoliopsida, Lamiales, Orobanchaceae.
AUGAGCUUGGGCGGUAGGAGCGAUUCCCUGGCCUUCCCGAACGGCGAGAACGCCGGCGGCGUUUUGUCUUCACCUCAGCCACACCCUUUCCACAAGAGGAGACUCGAUGAGAGGAAUUUGUGGAGCCCUUAUACGGAUGGUUUCUGCAAGGACGGUGGCGGCUGUAAGUUUGGUCUCCCAGGAGCCGUUCGGUCACAGAAUGGACAUCACGUUGGAGGAUUUGCUGCCCGGAAACUACCUCGGUUCUUCUUUGGCUGUCGAAACGACGCCGUGUUGGCGGAUUCGUUGUCCAAAACAUCUGGUGCGACGUGCGUGCAAUUUGGUUGCCCCGUCUUCGUCAAUGAUGUGAUUUCCGUGAAUUGUGGUGCGCUCUACUUAACCUGUGAUUGUGGGUUUGUACGUCCAAUGAAUGUCCUUCAAAUCCGUUUGAUACACAGACUCUCUAACGCUUCAGCUAAAGGACAGAGGUCUGAUGAGAGCAAUGGAUGCUAUAAGAAGAGAAAUAUGACAUUACCUCCGUCAAAAGCUGCGAGGGAUUUUGAGGCCAAGAUGAAGCUGCCUGAGUUUCCGGAGGUUGUGUGGCUGGUCAGGGAUGUUAUGGCUGGAUAUCAAACAUUUUCCUUGGUGGGUGACUUGUGUCGGGGGUCUACUUGUAUCCCAAAUGCAAGCUCCUUCAAGAGACUACUCUUCAUGCAUGACGGUGCACACGACUAUGUCCUGGCUUUAUCUUACUGCUAUCGUGGAGGGAUUGUCGGGUUUAUGAUCACUCGGGACUUGAAUGAUUACGUAUGUUGCAACCAGCUGGACCUGUUCACGUUCGAACGGUCAAGAUUACAACUGCUUUUCUCCUCCUCCUGCAUAAAAAGACAUGAAUUGGAAAACGGGCUUCCAACUCGCAUUCAUCUGUGUCGCCGUGGCUAUCGUCGGCGGCCACUCUCCGUCAGCCGCACCAGCCGGUCGGAGCACCCGGACCAAGCCCCGACUCCAUUCCUCCUGGUCCGGCGUCGGCCGAUUAUGUGAUCUUGACCAGUUGAGAGAUGCCAACAUUUGGAAAAUCUUUGCACGCCUCAUUGACUGCCCAAACACCAGCGGCUUUUCGAUUCAGGAGAGUGAAGGGCAUGGCUGGCGGAUGAGGGCAUCU